Messenger RNA from Oncorhynchus masou masou (cherry salmon), 3084 nucleotides. Its product is annotated as DCN1-like protein 2. Gene Ontology annotation, biological process: protein neddylation. Gene Ontology annotation, cellular component: ubiquitin ligase complex. The transcript is spliced from 7 exons. The record is from RefSeq and is a predicted model, not a curated record. Lineage: Eukaryota; Metazoa; Chordata; Actinopteri; Salmoniformes; Salmonidae. The coding region runs from base 338 to 940 and encodes 200 amino acids. Gene Ontology annotation, molecular function: ubiquitin-like protein binding; cullin family protein binding; ubiquitin conjugating enzyme binding.
UCCGUUCUCUCAAACCAAUCUUGGCGGUGUCUAAUAUCUGAUGUUUCGGAUUGGAUAGUUUUAACAUGACGCAAGCAAUCCGUGCUACUAAAGCCACGCCCUUAGGACCUCCUUUCCCGCGUUCUUCCAUUGGUCUCCAGGUGUUCGGCGUUUUAUAAGACCCUUUUCCGGGAUUUGAAACUGACACAAAAUCCUAUUUUUAACUGCUAAAGUUGCAAAGAAACAGUUUGUGAUCGUAAGGAUCCAUUUGAAAUCAUCACAAAUCAGAGAAUGACUGGAAACUAGAGGUGGUCACAGACAACUACUUCCAGAACCAGACCUCUACUAUAAGGAAUCCAUGCAAUCUUCCGUGGAGAAGAAGCUGGAACAGCUCUACAACUGCUACAAAGAUCCCCAGGAUGAGAAUAAGAUGAGAAUAAGAUUGCAUCAACAGCAGUUCUGCGAUGACCUCACCCUGGACCCGACCUGCAUCAGAGUCCUGGUGGUGGAGUGGAAGUUCCGGGCCACCACCCAGUGCGAGUUCAGCAAGAAGGAGUUCCUUGACGGCAGGUCUGAACUGGGGUGCGACAGCCCAGAGAAGCUGAAGGCUCUUCUUCCCAGAUUAGAACAGGAGCUGAAAGACAGCGUCAAGUUCAAGGACUUCUACCAGUUCACGUUCAACUCUGGACAGAAGGGUUUAGAUCUAGAGAUGGCUGUGGCCUACUGGAACCUGGUACUGACAGAUCAUUUUAAGUUCCUGGGCCUCUGGAACAGUUUCCUAUUGGAACACCACAAAAGAUCGAGUCCCAAAGACACAUGGAACUUACUCUUGGAUUUUGGCAACAUAAUCGCAGACGACAUGUCAAAUUACGACGAGGAGGGGGCAUGGCCAGUUCUCAUAGACGACUUUGUGGAAUUCGCCGGGCCGAUCGUAACGGAAUCCAAACGCAAAACCCACUAAUAACAACCCAGCUCUUGGAAGAGGGGUAGAACUUUGUAGGAUUUUUAAAAUAAUUUAAGAGAAAACAGUGAAACACUUGAAACCUGUGACACUGCACAAUUAUCAGGUAACCACCUAUCAGGGAGGAGUGAGAGGAAAACACAGGAAAUCAACUCUUGAGUUGUAUUUUUGUUCUUGUUUGAUGACAAUCGCCAUGUGCACGUUGCUAGCUGGUGACUCCAGCAGUACAUGUCCCAGAGGCCUUGCGAAUAUCAUUGUUCCAGACGAUGCUCCCUUUGGAAUCUCAGUAUUCCAGGACAGAAUAAGAGAAAAGGAGAGAGCUACAUCCCUUGGCACAGCCACGGUCUCUCUCUCUCUUUCUGUCUUGGAGAAAUGACGAAACAUAGUCACAAAUGAAUGCACAGUAGAGCAGGGCUGCUCUUUCUGGACCGCAAAGGGCAGAAAUACUAUUAUUUUCUACCUGGUCGUGUUGGGGGGGAUUAUAUAAAAUAACAAAAUCAGGUCUUCAAGGGCUGCAUUGUCUGCCGGCCAAUUAAUGACACAAAUUGAUGAAUUAAAUGCAAGGCAUGGAUUAAAAGCAGGACUGUGGCAUUGCCGCAGGGAGUAGAGGUGCUGAGGGUGCUGGAAAAUCAGAAUACCAUUUUUUUUGUAAUAAAAUAUAUUAUAAAAAUACAUUUUAGUAGUGCACUGGGCCUUUACUAGUAUUAGCAGACCGAUAUAGACGUCUGUAGCAUGGGCAAAAAAAAAAAUCAGUAUCUCUGCUUUGGCAAAAAAUGUAGUUGUAUAAUUAAGAACAGUAUCUUGCAGGAUUCAAUAGUUGGAAUUGUAAAUUGUUGCCUUGUGCCUUUUUCUAUGAUUGUCAUUCUAAUGGAAUCUAGAAAUGAACAAAACCCUGUCCUCAAACAUUUACAUCAAAAGGUGAAGGGUUAUGGGCAAACACACAAAACAUCCACAUCACAUUAAAUAUUUUUCUUGAUCAAAUGACAUGGAAAACAACCAGUUUUCGUGCGCAUUAAUUUACCAUCCUUACAAACCACUUAAUGUAAAUGUACAUUACUGUAUUGUACAUAGGCUGGUCAUCUAGGUUUGUACCGGUAGACUUUCCAUCACCAAGAAGAAAAACAAUGACCAAUACAGUAACUGAGUACAUGGAGACAUCAAGUGGUUUGUGAGGAUGUGAUGUGGCUCAGUUGGUAGAGAAUAGCGUUUGCAAUGCUAGAGUUGUGGCUUGGAUUCCCAUGGGGGACCAGUAUAAGAAAAGUAUGAAAAUGUAUGCACUCACUAUGGUAAGUUGCUCUGGAUAAGAGUCUAUGGAAAAGGAAUGAAAUGAAUAGUGUUCAAGAAAUACGUUGCAUUUGCAAAGUAUUUCAAGAAACUGGAAAACAUAUCAAGCAAGUACUUUUUAUAUUCAGAUUAACUGUUUUGUACAGAAUUAUCACACUGAAGUUACAAAUGCUGGUAAACACUCAAAUACAUUUUGUUAAAAAAUGUUCACAAAAGUAGAGUACUGGGCCUUUACUAGUCCUGUAUUAGCGGACCAAUCUAGACAUCUUUAGCACCGGCAAUUCCCCCCCCCCCCCCCACCCCCAAACUACUUUCUGCAGCUAUGGACUGUGGCCCAAGAGGACCGUGAGUUGUGUACUUCUGCAUUGCAUCAUUUCAACACUCCAAAGACAAAACCACCAAGCAAUACUAGGGGGCGCUGUGUGUCCGUCCGCAUGUUGAGAGAGAGAGAGCGCAAUCUAUUCUGAAUUAAUGCCUUUGUGAACAAGCAAUAUUUACACUUUGACAUUCACUAGUCAUACAGGUAUGGUUAGUUUGGAAAGGAAUGUUGAAUAGACCAUGUUUUGCUGUAAUGUGAUGACUCAGGCUCCUAUAGGUUUUAGUGAAGUCUCUAUUGCUAUUACGAACAUGUUUUAACGUUUCACCCUACUGAACACAAUGUGGUGGAAAAAGUACCCAAUUGUAAUGCUUGAGUAGAAGUAAAGAUAUCUUUAAUAGAAAAUGACUCAAGUAAAAGUGAAAGUCACCCAGUAAAAUACUACUUGAGUAAAAAUCUAAAUGUAUAUGUUUUUAAAUAUACUUAACUAUCAAAAGUAAAUGUAAUUGAUAAAAUAUAGAGUAGUAUCAAAAGUAAAAAAUAU